Messenger RNA from Mugil cephalus (flathead mullet), 4291 nucleotides. It is a transcript of the gene tlr18, whose product is annotated as toll-like receptor 18. The transcript has 4 exons. Gene Ontology annotation, biological process: immune response; toll-like receptor signaling pathway; inflammatory response. The record is from RefSeq and is a predicted model, not a curated record. Gene Ontology annotation, cellular component: membrane. The coding region runs from base 188 to 2809 and encodes 873 amino acids. Lineage: Eukaryota; Metazoa; Chordata; Actinopteri; Mugiliformes; Mugilidae. Gene Ontology annotation, molecular function: protein binding; transmembrane signaling receptor activity.
GGGAGACACAGAGGGAGGAAAAGCGAUGUAGAAAUGAUCUGAGCUGACAGAAUUGCCACAGGCUAACUUAUCCAGCAUUGAGUCACUCCUUCUCAGCGUCUGGCACAGAGCACAGGUUAAAAUGUGUUUUGAAAAUACCAACUGAGAGACGAGUUGAGUCUGACUGCCCCUCUCAAGAUCUCUCACAAUGAUUUGGAGAUUGAUUCAUUUCAGUGCUCUCCUGUUUGGAGCUCUCACAUCCCCGACUACACCUUCACCCGCCACCACUAACACUGAUGAAGGACCCUGUCAAAUUCACAAGUCUGGCCGGUUGGCAGACUGUCUGGGAAGACAGUUCAGCAGUGUUCCAUGGAGACAACUGCCAUCCACACUGGAAGAAAUUGAUCUCUCUUACAAUAAGCUUGAAGCUGUCCAAUCAGAUGACUUCCUUCAUCUACCUCGACUUCGCAUCCUUCUUCUGAGAUACAAUAACAUUUCACACAUUGAUAACGAUGCAUUUAAAAACAACAAGCUACUGGAGCAUCUUGACAUCUUCAAUAACUCCCUGCAGGAUAUUCCUGCCACAGCUCUGACACCUCUCUUGAAUCUAAAAAUUCUCUACAUGUCCAAUAACCUUUAUAGGCACGCCACUUUGGCUGAUAGCUUCUCCAGUUUUACCCAACUGCGGGUUCUAUCAAUGGGCGGACCUUUGGUGAUGGGUCUGAAGAAAGCAGAUUUUCAACCCCUGAAAAAUAUCAGGUUACAAGUUUUUGCUAUCAAGUGUUCCUCUAAUCUAAGUUACUAUGAGCCUGGAAGUCUAAAAGUUAUUCAGACAAGUCAGAUGGGCUUUGAUAUGGCCAUAGAUCAACGGCCAAAUGCUCUCUUCCACAUUCUACAUGACCUAGCCAACAAGACUUUUACAGACAUUCAGUUCCGCAACCUCUUUGAAUUCAUGUACUUCAUGGGUGAGGUUGAUAUUUUCCAAGGUUUAAAAUACAUCACAGCAAAUCAGCUCAUCUUUCACAGAGGUAAAUUCAAUGAGAAUCUACUGAGGAUGGCUUUAAUGAACUUACAAGUGGCCCCAAUCAAAAAGUUGAGACUCCAGUAUAUUGACUUUGCCCGUUCACCAACAUUUGUUGAUAGCGGAGCAGGUUCCAGCAUCACAGACUUGGCAUUGGAUAACCUGGACCUUUGGUAUAUCAGCAAUCCAGAUGUGCUGCGAUUUGACUGGCGUUUCACCUGGUUCAACAAAAUUAAGCACUUGUCUAUACAAUAUGUCUAUUUUAACUCCGUACCUUGUGAUGCCUGGGUGGAGAUGGAAGGUGUGGAGCUUCUGCAUGUGGGCAAUAAUCGACUAAACAAUGAGUUUAUCUUCAACCAACGAUGUGAUUACAAAGGCACCAUGCAAAACCUUCACACUUUCAACAUAAGCACCAAUGAGUUAACAAGCUUAAAAGACUUGUCCAGUCUAACAAGGGAGUUCCAGAAGCUGCGCGUGUUGGAUUUCAGCUACAAUAAACUGGGAUCAGCUAAAGAAAGCAGAGACUGCGUUUGGCAGCAAAAUAUCAUUCGUCUUAUCGCUCACCACAAUCAGUUUGAAAGUGAAGCCCUCAAUUGUCUCCCUACUACAGUGGACUACUUGGAUCUGUCUUACUGUGGCCUGGACCAACUGGACAUGACGUACUUCAAGAAAGCCACCAACCUCAAAUAUCUCCUACUGAGUGGGAAUAAAAUUAAGUUCAUCCCUUCUAAGUGGGAAAGCCCAUCGCUGCAGUCCUUAGCUUUGGAUGGGAAUUCUUUUGGCCUCAUAAGUAAAGAAUCCUUUCAAGACAUGCCUCGAUUGUCUCAACUCAGGGCAGGAAACAAUCCUUACCAUUGCACUUGUGAGCUUCAUGCUUUUGUCCAGGACACAAUGUCAAAAGGAAAGGUCAAUCUUACAGACUGGCCUUUGAACUACAAGUGUUACCACCCAGAGGCCUUGCUCAACACAGUGAUAUCAAAAUACCUUCCAGGUCAAGUAGCGUGUGACAUCAGGCUAGUUAUCAUCAUCUGUGUUGCAACCACUGCAGUGGUGAUCUUAAUAUUAAUGCUGAUUUGCUAUAUUUUUGACCUCCCAUGGUACACCAAGGCCACAUAUCAGAUCAUAAGGGCCAAAUACAGAGCUCACAAGGAAAAAGCAGCAGGAGAGAUAGAGACUUUCACCUAUCAUGCCUUCAUAUCCUAUAGCCACUCAGAUGCUGACUGGGUGAGGGACCAACUCUUGCCCUGUUUGGAGGACAACCGGAAUCCCUAUCGUCUGUGUAUUCACGAGAGGGAUUUCAUGCCCGGAAGGUGGAUCAUCGAUAACAUCAUAGAGAACAUUGAAAGCAGUCGAAAGGUAAUAUUUGUCCUCUCCCGGCACUUUGUUAACAGCGAGUGGUGCAACUAUGAGCUGUACUUUGCUCAGCAAAGAGCAAUGGGUAAGACCUUCAGUGAUGUCAUUCUAGUGGUGAAGGAGCCCAUUGAUCCAAACUCUUUACCCAGCAAGUACUGCAAGCUUAAGAAGAUGCUAAGUACCAAGACGUACCUGGAGUGGCCACAGCAGGUUAACCAGCAAGCAUUUUUCUGGUCGCAGCUGAGGAGUGUUCUAGGCAAGCCAACAAUAAUCCAGGAGGGACGGCAAAGUGUUAAGAGCAGAACCUCAUCAGUGGGUGGAGUUUCUUUGAUAGAAAAUGGGAUACCAGAUUUAAAUAAACCCAAUGUGAACAAUGAAACCGAGGCCAAAAAUGAUAUUAUUGGGAAUGAUGAUGAUCUGCUCAAUCAAAGACAAAUACCUGUGGUGGUAUCUUGACCAAAAGACCAAAAACAACAGUACAUUCCUCCAGUGUUGUCUCAGUGAAGGUCUGUCUUACAGUAACUUAAAAUUUUUGCAGGAGUGUUUUGCCAACCUCAGAGCAAAAACCAACAUCUCAUUAUGAUGAAAGGGAACAACACAAUCCCUCCCUACCCAUGGCAUUUUGUUAUGGUAUCCUCAAGGGCUGAGCUGAUGCCCUCUGCUCCACUUUCUCCCUGAGUGUUUCAGGCCGGGUGCCCAACUGACAGGCGCUGAAAGGCUGGCUCAAAUGAGAUCUCCCAUGUCGCACUCUGGAUAACAAGCAAGGUCCCUAAAAGAUGUGAUGACAGGUGCUACUGUGGAAGGACAACACUCUGUUAUUCUCUUGGUCCUCAGAUAGGAUCAUGAAUGUUCCAUGACCGAGUCAAAGGCCACACUGGCUAUAUAGGAGCAAAGCAAGGGUUAACAAAUGUUAGAUUGCUCCAGCAAUUUGUUUUUGUAUGUGCCCUUAACAAGCUUACAUGGCCAGGCAGUCACCAAGUUGACUGCAGCCAAAUCUUUAAUUAUCUGUGACUGUGAUGCUUAUACUUAUAAGUCAGUGCUUACAAUAGGCCAAUAACAGAAUUUCCUAUGUUUUUCUUAUUUUCUUUUUUCCAUAAACCCCUUUUGACAUGAGCACAUAACCCAUCUCACAAGUUUGUGAAAAAUUAUACAUGGGAUUUGCAUGGAGACAUAUGUGACCACUAGGGGGCAGGAAACACGCCACACUGCACUGACUAGAUGGGUUUACAUGGAGACUAUUUUCAGUGAAUCAGAAUGAAGUCAGGCUCCAUUCUGUCUGAGAAUACUCUGUAUUUAUGUAAAUGCGCAGUGACGUUCGAGUGACAUUUUCUCAACUGGUCUAUGGCACCUUCAAUCAAUGAAAUCUUCAAUCAGAAUGCAUUUACAUGACUUUCAAUUGGUUUUGGAAAAAUAAUAUUCUACCUAUAUGAAACCAAAUGGAAUUUCAUUCCAUUUGGGCCUGUUUAUUCCGAUUGAGGUAUUUAUAUGGAGCAUUUUCAUUUGAUCUGGGUUUCUAAACUGAUUUUAACUGUAAUAUUUGGCUCCAUGUAAAUCCUUCUUCUAGUUCUUUAUCUUGUAAACAGUACAUAAAAAGAAAUGUUUAAAACUUGAAAAUCACUGCUAGAUGUGAAGACCUGUUCCCUCUGAUUUGUGUUUGAAAUGUGUUUUUUUGUGUGUGUAAAAAGUAUUUACAUUCAUGAUUAAUAUUGCCACUGAAUAUGUCAACUGUAAUAUGUAACAAAUGUUUUUUUUCCUUCAUAUAAGGCAAACAAUAAUUCAUCAUUCUUACUACAGUAUCGUUGUGUACUUGAAUGAAACUGCUUUAGUCACAAUUGAUCAAAAACGUCUUCACUGUCAACAACUCAUUGGAUGAUUGAGUUUCUCACAUGAAAGGUUCUUUUUAAAACAAAUAAAUAAAAAUAAAUGUGUCUGGUCUGA